Molecule: messenger RNA, 549 nt
Organism: Lolium rigidum
Lineage: Eukaryota; Viridiplantae; Streptophyta; Magnoliopsida; Poales; Poaceae
Product: RING-H2 finger protein ATL74-like
Exons: 1
Coding region: 1-549 (182 amino acids)
Source: RefSeq, a predicted model, not a curated record
AUGGUAGCCGGUUCCGCGCCGUUCUUCAUCGCGCCCGGCGUCACGGUAAUGCUCGUCGCCUGCGUUCUCGUCAUCUUAUGGGCCCUGCGGCGUGGGGCCGGCGCCCGCGCAGCCGCCCAUCAGGAGCGUGCACUCGCCGCGGAGGACGGCGGAGGCAAGGGCCUGUCUGCGGACGAGCUCCAGGCGCUUCCGUGCCAUGACUUCUUCUCCGAUGGCGCCGCGGCCGCCGACUGCUCGGUGUGCCUGGAGGCGUUCGAGGCCGGCGAGCGGUGCAGGCGGCUGCCGAGGUGCGGGCACAGCUUCCACGCCAGGUGCGUCGACCCGUGGCUGGAGAAGAGCCGCUUCUGCCCCGUGUGCCGCGCCGACGUGGUGCCCGUGGAGCCGGAAGGCGAGCUCGUCAAGGUGGCCGGGGAGGGCACUUUGGCGGAGCCAGCUUUGGCGGCGGAGAUGGCGUUGGACAGGAGAAACGCGGCCACGUUGGAGAUCGUGGUGAUUGAAAGGCUGCAGCAGUACAGUUGGACUCUUCAUCCCGGGGUCCUGUUGCGCUAG